UCUGUGUGGGAGACAUUUAUCACUGUCUCAAAUGUGCAUAUUAUUCAUUGCUUCUAAGUGAAUAUUAAUCUGGAUUUCCCCUUUCCAGAGCAGUCUUUAGUUACUUCCCAUGCAGAAACAGGAAUUUCCUUGUGGGUCAGGUUUCAGGGUGUUUGUGCUUCUACAUGGACUAUAAGAGGGCAGUCACAAAGCAGGGCAAGGACUCACCAUGUUUUGCUGCAGGAGGCAGCACAGGGAAACUGGAUUUACUUGAAGGUGUACUUCUCUAAUAACCUUCUUCAUCAUGAAGACAUUUUGCUUCAAUUGUGUGUGCAGUGAAAUGCUGCUCAGCAGCAAGCAAACUGAAAGGAAUUAGCUUCAACAUUUUUGCUCUCUUUGUUAUCUGGGUGGAAGAAACAAUCAGGAUGGCUUCUACAAGUAAAAGAAAUUCUGCAGUGAGAAUUCAAAAUACGUUUUGCCCUGAAGGUGGAGUCUGCAAGGACGGAUUCCUCAUCAAAUCACCACCUCCUCAACUUUUCAGCUCACAGAAUUCCUGGAAAAGGCGUCUUUUUGUCCUGUCCAAAUCCAGCACAGGGAAUUACAUCCUGAAGUAUCUAAAAGGCCAACACGUGAAAGGCUCCAUAGCUGUUGAUCAAAUCAUAAGUAUUCAAGUUGGCAUAAGUAAUGCUGAAAUUAUGGAAAUGAUGAGGAAGAUGUUUAAGUGCCUUCCUGAGCAGGUGAUGUCCAUCCGCACUGGAAACAGGCGUUACUACCUCAUUGGGGACAGCAGGCAGGAAAUAGACGACUGGGUCACUCUGAUAUCUUCAGUCUGCAGGGAGGACAAAAGUGGAUGCUGCCCUCAGAACCAAGAUCUUCCAAAUCCAGAAGUCAGAAGCCGGACUUCCUCUUUGCCACUAUUCCUGAGUGUUGUAGAUAUGACCAGCCUUCCUGACAGGCAAAGCUACCAGAAGGAGAAUGGUUCCUCAGAAGAGAAGAACAGGCCUUAUUCAGAUCCUGGCCCCCAUCAGGCUCAGUGUGACUCACCAAGAGGAGUUUUUCCAAGCCUGCAGGAUAAAAUUCUGGGAAGAAGUAAGGAAAACCUGCUGCUGUCAGAUCCAGAGGAAAACAUCAAAAAGGACGAAGAAGAUUAUUACCAAACUCCCAGCAGUGUUUUAGCUAAGUGCACUACUGAAGUAUCAAAGCCUGACCCUGCAGCUGAGUCUGAUGUCCCUGAGCAAGAGAAGCCAGUGCAGAACGGCCCAGUAAAGGAGAACAUUUAUAUGUCAAUGAAAUCACUUAAGCAGCUGGAUGGGACGUGCCAGCUCACGUGCAGACGUGAUGGGCUCCCAUCCCCUCCCAAAUGCCAGAACAACAGUGCAUGUCCAAGAGACUUGGAAACAGACAAAGGUACCAAACUCCCAGAAAGCAGCACCAGCCUGCAGCCAACCCUCCAGAGAAGGCAAAACUCAUUACCCCUCUCAGUGGUUCACUUGUCUAUACUGCUCAGUCAAAUUACAGAUGAGAUGCAGCUGCAGAAAUUGGAUAUUUUCGUACCCCUGGCUGAUAUUAACAAUUACCUAAAACUUACUGAAGCAGCAGGACGAAUAUGCGUUUCACAAUGGGCUGGUCCUCUCAGGCUGGGGUGUUUGUUUAACCAUGGAGACCAUGUGGUGGCUGUGAAUGACCUGCAGCCCCAGGGUGUGGAGGAGGCUUUCUUCUUCAUCAGCAGGUCCACGAGAAAGGAGGUGAAACUUACUGUAUGUAGGAUUCCGCAUUCAGAUAUCUUCCAUGCUAAAGGCUGCUCCUGUUCCUGAAAAAAAAAAAAAGACCUCAAUGAUUAAUGGUGUUCAAAGGCCUGUUUGUGCUGAAUUCUGCAUAAAUACAGAGGGAACUCCCAGUUCUGGAACUACAGAGGCUGAAAAGGGAAGAAAACAUUCCUUGGGAGCUCUGCUCCAACGCUGCCAUGGGAGUCCUUUGCUCUGCACUGCUGCUUUGAGCACAGCAAAUCCAUUUCUGCCUAAGGAGUCCCUGAGGGAUGGGAUGGCUGACUGUCACUGUCCAGGGCUUCUUCCUGCCCUGUAACUCUGUAAAGUCUGCUAGGACAGUCCUCACGGCCUGGAUCCUAAAGCCACAGAUCACCUACUUCAAGAGCAUCCACUUGGGAUGUAGUCCUCAACCUUUCCUGGACAAAGUUUGCCUCAGCUCUUCUGAACUUCGGAAAAGGAAAGUCCAAACUUUUCUGUGUUGUUCCAAGACUCAUAUCUUUAAAGAUCUCUUUAAAAAAUCAGGAAAUUAUUUUCAAGUAUUUAUCCUAGACAACUUUUUCAGAAAAUUAACAUGAUUUUUUUUUCUUGCCCUGUUUUCAGUGGGCAUAGGGAACAUUUGGAUUGCCACUGUCUGCAGAGAAAUCUACAUUAUGGAAGGUAUUUUUUCUACCUAUUCUCCCUUCUCUUAGACCAAACAUCCUGCAUUCUUCCAUCAUUUUUUCAAACAGUUCCUGAAAAUGGUAAUGCGAGACAAAUAACUUGUGUUUCCAGUUAUAGAUGAAUGAAGGAGGUGAGAAAUUGAAAUUUAAAUAAUUCAAUUCAAAUUGAAUUCAAAGAGUUCAAAUUCUUUAAUUCUUUUUGAAUUUCAUCAAAAAGCCAUGAAGCUAUUUUCUAGAACUUCAUAAAGAAACAUUUCUCCAAAGAGGUGAAUUAGUGAGGAAGAUCCCCCAUGGUGGUGAAACCUGCUGCUGAAGCAGAUGUUGAGCACUGCACACUGCACCUCUCAGCCAUGGAAGAAUGUUACUUUUGGACAAAACCAGGAUUUGGUUAGAUAUAUCAUGUACUGAACAAUUCCAGAAUAUUUUAGAGAACUGGGGGAUUAUUUCUGUACUUCAGUAAACAGUUACAGAUGUGUUACUCCAUAUUGAUCAUUAUGUCAGUUUGCACAAUGCUAAAUGCAGAUAAUUAAUGUCACAUAUUGGCUGAUUCAUAACACUUGCAGAGAUACAAUAUGGAAAUGACUUUGGUACAGUAAAUUCUGGUAGGGUGUGUGAAGUUUUCUGCCCACAUAUGAUUAAUAAAUGUCCUAACAAUUUA
Molecule: messenger RNA, 3062 nt
Organism: Taeniopygia guttata (zebra finch)
Lineage: Eukaryota; Metazoa; Chordata; Aves; Passeriformes; Estrildidae
Gene: PLEKHS1
Product: pleckstrin homology domain containing S1
Source: RefSeq, a predicted model, not a curated record